Molecule: messenger RNA, 2232 nt
Organism: Podospora bellae-mahoneyi
Lineage: Eukaryota; Fungi; Ascomycota; Sordariomycetes; Sordariales; Podosporaceae
Exons: 2
Coding region: 1933-2232 (99 amino acids)
Source: RefSeq, a predicted model, not a curated record
CAGGAGCUGCUUAUUAAUCCCUUGCCUUUCCGUUCCGUUCUCAUCAAUAUUCCAGUGACUCACCGGCGUGUGAGGAAGAUUGCCCGACGUCGUCAGCAUGUCAGCAGCGCCCCCCUAUUUCUAUCGUCACACAAACCUAGCACGCCGGACAACCGUCGCAGCGAUUGUGGAACCAAUCAACGCCACGUGAAUGAACAGCAGCCAGUGCAGCCCGCUGCUACAGUGGUGAGCCUACAAAGUUCUCAUGGUUCUGAUUUGAUUAUCCUAUGAUAGGGGUUUUCUUCUCACGAGGCGGCUGUAGUCUCGCCGUUGGACUUGAUGCUAUAUGCCUUGAAGAAGUCGGCGUCAUUAGACAGUUCCUCCUUGACCUGUAACCUGGUUAGUCGGCGUGACCCAUAUAGCAGAAGAAACAGGCGACAGGAGGAAAACAUACAAUAUCAAGCCCUCCGACCAGCUCGCCGUCAACCCAGAGCUGGGGAUAAGUUGGCCAGUCGGCAAACUCUUUGAGGCCCUGGCGCACUUCAUCGUCGGCCAGGAUGUUGAAGAAGCCAUACUUGACGGCGUUUUCCCGCAGAAUAGCUACUAGCUGCCGAGAAAAGCCGCACUUGGGCUCGCUAGGAGUGCCCUUCAUGAAGAGCAUCACGGGAGCAGCCUUCACAAGAUCUCCCAGACGCUUGAAGAGCUCCUCCUUAUUCUUCUCUGGAUCCUCGGUUGCCACCUCACCAUCAUGGCCGUCAGUCGCAGUCGCAGCGCCAUUCAAAACUGGGGCGCCGGCCUUGGCGGCAUGGGCUUCGAUGGCAUUCCGCACCUUGACGGCGCUGCUUCCACUGACGGUUUCCAGCACCUGUCCGUUGCGAAUAAGGACAAGAAAUGGAACGGCUGUCACGUUGUAGGUUUCGCUAAUAUCCGAAAGAUCCUCUGCGUUGAUCGACACCCAUGAUGUGGACGGUGGUUCAGUGACGGGAUACUCGCUCGCCAGCGUCGACAGGACGGUCGCCAUUUGCGUGCAUGGAGCGGCCCAUGGCGCAUGGAAAGAGACCACGAGGAGAGUGGAAGGCGGUAGUGAGGUGACGUGAUGUUCCCAGUUCGAAAGACUGGUGAUUUCGCGAAUAGUCGACAUGUUGUUGUAUUGGUAGAUAUUCGAGCGGGUGACGGGGAGACCAAGACUCGCAAGGCGUGGCUGUCGGUGUGCAAUGUUCUAUGAGGUGAUCUCAAAAGUUCAAGUGGCUCAGGCAAACCGAACAUUCUCCAAACAGUGCCGAGCAUUGCCCCUCCAUGAACUGCGAUAAAGCUGGGGCCGAUGGCGGAUGACCCCGCAGUCCGCUAAUAUGGGCCCUGAUUGGCCAGAGAUCUGUUGCGUCAUUUGGGAUUGUCUCCUACACAGUAGGUACCUUUAACUCCGGCCAAGACGGAAGAGAAGCGUGCCUGGAAGCUCCCGUAAGACCGACAACCCGAUGUACUUAUUUGUGGUAUCUUUAAAGCUUUUUAAAGCAUACCUAGGUGCCGAUUGCAAAGCUCGAGACAGACUUGCGGAUGCUAAGCAUGGUGGCUGGGGUUUGAUGCAAGCUAAUUGCAUCGUCAACACUUCGCCGGUUGCAGGUCGCACCUUCGUGCACCUUCAACAUCAAUGAACCAUGACACGUGCUUUCCAGCUCAGCAGGUGUAGAGCCAUCCAUUAUUAAAGGUCGAGGGACUCGCAGCCAAAGGCAAGGUCGUCGCGUCUGUGUUGUUUUCCGCCCCUUUCCAUCAUCUACUAGCGACAAGAGCUUGCCUCUCCAGCCUCCCCAUUCUGCAGAAGACCCUUUCACCGUCUUUCCCUCAUCUUGCUCCGCAACUGACCUACUAAUUCACAUCCUCCUUUGAGAUCUUGAAACUCUCCAACCUAGUCACCUGCCCGGAUCGGAAACCUACUUAUCCUCGCAGACUUACACAAUGUCAGCUGCCGAAUACUAUCAACAAGGCCCACCGCAACAGAGCUACGCCUCUCCGCACCCACCACCACAGGCCUACCCUCAAUAUCCCCAACCGUCCUACGGAGGCCCUCCACCACAACAAGGGUACUACCCACCGCAGGGGCCGAUGCAGUAUCAGCAACAGGCACCCCCGACGAAGAGCAGCGGUGGCGGUGGUUGUCUUAAGGGCUGUCUAGCAGCCAUGUGCUGCUGCUUCUUAUGCGAAGAGGGCUGCGAAUGCUGUGCAGACUGUUGUGAGUGCUGCAUGGAGUGUUGUUAA